Messenger RNA from Carassius gibelio (silver crucian carp), 2344 nucleotides. Its product is annotated as protein-glutamine gamma-glutamyltransferase 5-like. The record is from RefSeq and is a predicted model, not a curated record. Gene Ontology annotation, molecular function: protein-glutamine gamma-glutamyltransferase activity. The transcript has 13 exons. The coding region runs from base 123 to 2153 and encodes 676 amino acids. NCBI's taxonomy places the organism in Eukaryota, Metazoa, Chordata, Actinopteri, Cypriniformes, Cyprinidae. Gene Ontology annotation, biological process: peptide cross-linking.
UUCAUGUGAAUUGUGUAUGAUAACUUCAUUGGAAAGGGAGAGGCAGAUGAAUGCUGUAUAAAAGCACAAAUAAACUGUGAACCUCAAUCAUCAAACAUCAAACCACAACACAACUGCAUAUCAUGGACGAGUUAAAGGUUCGAACUAUCGACCUGCAACGGGUGCAAAACCAGACUCGCCACAGAACCGAGGGUCUGAGUUCCAGCACUCUGGUUCUGCGGAGAGGACAGGCCUUUACAGUGAUUAUCAACUAUGAUGGACGACCAUUCGAUCCACUGAAGGAACAACUGAUCUUCCGAAUUGUUUCAGGCCCAUUGUUUGUGGAGGCUCUGGUCUCUGUGUCCAGACAACCCUCUCUGACCCAGUGGACAGCGGUUCUGGAGAAGUGCAUACUGAACCCAACUGGACACCGUGCAUUGUCAGUAUCACUGUCCAGUCCUGCGUCUGCUCCUAUUGGUGCCUACACACUUCAGCUGAGAGUGCAAACCCGCUUGAGUGUGACAACAUACUUUCUUGGCCAGGUCACGCUCCUCUGCAACCCCUGGUGCCCAGCUGAUUCAGUGUUCCUGCAGUCUGAGGAUUUGAGGACUGAAUAUGUCAUGAGUGAUAUUGGCCUGCUGUUUAAAGGCAGCACCAGGAACAUUGUCCCCCAAUCCUGGUCAUUUGAUCAGUAUGAAAAAGGGAUACUGGACAUCUGUAUGAAAUUGCUGCAGGUGAGUCCUCAACAUCAAGCAGAUAUGGGUAAAGAUCUACUGAACCGCAGCAGUCCAGUUUACAUCAGCCGUGUGAUCUCAGCGAUGGUGAACUCUAAUGAUGAUAAAGGGGUAUUAAUGGGAAAGUGGUCAGGUGACUACAAAGAUGGUGUCAACCCUUCACAGUGGACCGGCAGUGCAGAUAUUCUCAGGAUGUGGGCAGAAACACAAUUUAGUCCUGUGAAAUAUGGACAGUGCUGGGUGUUUGCUGCUGUCAUGUGUACAGUAAUGAGAGCCCUUGGCAUCCCGACUCGAGUCGUCACCAACUUCAACUCCGCUCACGACACAGAUGGAAAUAUGGUGAUCGAGGAAUAUUACAAUGAGAUGGGGGAAAAACUGUCCAUGAGCAGGGAUAGCAUCUGGAACUUCCAUGUGUGGGUGGAGAGUUGGAUGAAGAGGCCUGAUUUGGGUCGAGGUUAUGACGGAUGGCAGGUUCUCGACCCCACGCCACAAGAGAGGAGCGCAGGAAUGUUCCGCUGUGGUCCUGCUGCUGUUAAAGCCAUUUAUGAGCAGAGGGUGGAUGCUCAAUAUGACGUGCCAUUCGUUUACGCAGAAGUGAACGCAGAUGUAUGUACAAUGAUCAUCAGAAAUGGGAUGGUAUUAUCAACCAGCAUUGAUAAACGCAGAGUUGGAGCUCUGAUCUCCACCAAACGUCCAGGAUCCAUGAGUAUGCAGAACAUCACGUCUGAAUACAAAACUGAGGAGGGUAAGAGAAAGAGUGAUAAAAAAGAAAAUCUUGUAGAUUCUAAGGGUGUUGAAGUUUCUCUCCAGCUUCUGAAAGCCCCUGUAGUGGGAGAAAACAUUUCUUUUAACGUCAUAAUCACUAACAAUGAUGCUGCUAAGAAACUGCUGAAAAAACAUGUGAACGCUCAGAACAAGGAGUAUAACCGCAAUCCCACUGGAAGCUUCUGGGAGUCUCAUGAUGACGUGAAGAUCGGCCCGAAAGAAACUGUGACUAUGAAACAUGAGAUCUCCUUCAAGGAGUACAUGCUGAAGGAGACUGAGGAGGAUUCUCUGGUUAACCUGGCUGUGGUUAUUGAGGAUGUGAAGACUCAGGAGAGAGUGCUGGCUUCAGAAGAGUUCAACAUCCGCACCCCUUCCCUCAAUAUACAGAUUCAGAAUGAGGUCUCAGUCACCAUUAACACACCACAAGUGGCCACGGUGGUCUUCACAAACCCGUUCAGCUUUGCAGUGAGAGGAGAACUGACCGUAUCUGGUUCAGGACUCUUGGAGGAGAAGGCUCAAAUGAGGAUUACAAUCCAACCCCGAGAAACCACAAAGAAGCCAGUCAGUUUCACUCCCAGGAUGGCGGGGGCCAAGAUGCUUUCUGCUAAUUUAGUGUUGGAGAAUCCUCCCACCAUCCUGCACGGAUUCAAGACCAUCAAUGUUCAAGCAUCUUAAGAGUCACACACCUUUAGAAAUGAUUGUGAACCCUCAUGGAGUGCUGCACUAGUGGUUGAAACACAUUUAGAAUUAAUUGCUUUCUAAUCCUUUUUUAUUUAUGUCACUGUGAAAUCUGACUUGAUUCACUGACUUGUUUUCAAGAUUAUUUAGGCACAAGCCUGAAAAUAAAGCAUAUCCAUGCCUUAUCC